This is a messenger RNA of Amoebophrya sp. A120, 13982 nucleotides long. Lineage: Eukaryota; Dinophyceae; Syndiniales; Amoebophryaceae. The record is from the annotation of a GenBank genome assembly.
AUGUGCAUAAACGUCGAGGGUGUUUCUCGGAGAAAAUAACUUCCCAGUGCGUUGUAAAUCGAAGAAAUGUCCUCGUGGCUCCGUCGUGCUGUGGGCGACGAAACAAUUUUUUCAAACCUCAUACAGCCGACUACGUACUCGCCGCCUGUCUUCUUCCGUACGUUUACAUGUAGCAUGUACUCAAAACGCCUCUUUGCGCGAUAAGUCUUAGCUUUGCUUUAUGACACUCGCAUCCCAAGAGUGUCUGUUCGUCGGAAGGAUCGUUCCAGCGACGUCAACCUUAAUGGCACCAUCAGCGUCCACAUUCUGCCCUACCAGCAGUAUCUUCAAAACAUUGCCGGCCUCGUUGGCCUUCGUUGCAGUAAAUCAGUAACAACUGCAGGACCAUCACAGCGAUAGGUAAGGAUGAAGCAGGUCCAGGUCCAGUAAGGAACUUUUCAUCGCGCCUCAUCCCCGUGCUUGGUGUAAUUCCUGUGCUGUUGACGCGACUAGGACUACUUAGACAUCAUGCCGUCUCUCACCACAAAAACGAGUCCUGGAAAGGAGCAAGCGAGCGGCUCGUCACUGCUGAAUCCACCGGCGCGUUUUGCUGCAGGUAAAACUAUUGUUUCUGCUUCAUCACAAGAACAGCGGCUUAUUGAUAAACCUUUUUUAUGAUCCAUCGGAAGGGACAAAACUAAUCAAAACUGUUGUCGUGCUUCUACUUACGCGAAGUAAAGCGCAAGAAGAAUUUAUACCAAUCUACUGUAGGACGUACGAUUUCAUGCGGACAAAAAAUUAUGAAAAAUGAUCCCAACGCUAUUUUUUUUCGAGAGAGUUUUUUUUUAAACGUACGUAUACUUUUCAUUGUCAACCAAAACCAGGCUCCACACAACGACCAACUCCGUCCGUCUCCGGCAAAGUCGACCCGAAUAGCGCCGCCUCUUCCCUUGUCGGGCUUCCCGCGGCCCGAAUCGGCAUCGAACCGCCACGGCGCACGGCGCAUUUGAUUUCUCCGGUGGAUCACAGCGUCGUUGGUGGAAACAAGAACAGCUCUUCGUCUUCUUCCUCUAAAGGAAAUAAUGUGCAGCCCUCGACGUCAACGACCACAAGUGCGUCUAGAAGUGCAGCGGUCGCAAAUGAUCCAUCCGCCGGCGGGAGACAGCAGAACCAGUUUCUCGCUGCCGCAAACAAUUCAUUUAUUUCUGGCAAAAACAUCAAACCGAGCGCCUCUAGUACAACUGCAGGCAGCGCGGUUGUAGCACAGCAAACCGGGGGCAGCUCCAAGCGCACGACCCGUGGCGACACGCUCUACGAAAGUCCGCGGAGCCAAUAUUCGACUACACGGAUGGACGAAAAUGCGCGAGGAUUAUACGACGAGGAUGACAGGAACACCACGAACGACAACUACGUCCGGGGUACCAUGUACGAGAGCCCGGAGAAGGAACUGCAGGAGCUGCAACAGGAAAAUAGUACUUACUCCGACCGAAACGGAAACGUCGGAGGACCCGUAGUAGCGCCCCCUGCUACCACGACCAGCGGCGCCGGUACGUCAUCCUCCUCCUUCCAAGACAAAGCGGAGCUGUUCCAGAAAGCGCAGCACUACCGACCCCCCAUCAGCAUGAACAACGCCAACAUUCUCGAGCAGGCCGCCGUGGGACGGAAAUCAGUCGCGGACCUCUCACACCGACAGCACUUUCGUCACGCGGACGACUCGAGUAUGAUGCGGUGCAGAAGUGUUGUCGUCGCAGUAGUGUUGUCUUAAGUUUGCAUGACAAAGAAGGCAUGAUCCUGUACGUAUUGUCUAAAACAUUUCGGACGAUCAGGACGGAUCGAUGCCUUUGUCGAGGAAAAGGGAAUGAAAUUAUCGAGAAAGAUUGAUGAUUUACAUGUUCGUACACGAGAAUCUUCCAUCAAUCUAUCCGUACUUCUACCUAUGUUUAGUGUACUCUACGAUAUCGAUUCCGAUACUUUUGCACCGAAUAUCAGGGAGCAUGUUGUCCUCGUCACACAGCAGUGCGCAGGACGGAUCAGAAGGCGGAGCUAACGCGAAGGAAAAGCUGGUGCGGAAGCUAUGCAUUGCAAAAGUAUCGUACUAGUAUAAAUCGCAUGACAAAUUUGCUCAGCGUGAGAAAUGAAAUUUGUCAUGCUGUUUUACCUUGGAAAGGAGAUUUGUAAUGCAUGAUUGCAAUUACUACGAGUACGAUACUUUUGCACAGGAUAGAUGCCUGAUGGUAACGAUCAUAUUUUUAGAAACACGGCUGUUGCAGCACAGGCACAAGACAUGUAAGACCGGUGAAUGAAACAAGUCACUUUUCUGAGUAGGGACAGAGUAACACUUGUCCUUGUCAACCUUACCUUUGACAAAGAUAGAAAAAGACCAACGGCCCCCGAGGCUCGCGGGUUCAUCUUUUUUUCGUUUUUAUCCUGCAAAAGCAAAACACCACCGGUCUCCGUCUCAUUGUUUGAAUAUAGAAAUUGUGCCGGUCUGCUGGAACAACAAUCAAGUCGUUUUUUCACGUUUCCUAUGCUACUACAGGUACUCUGCAGCGUUGCGGCUCUCCGUCGAACGCCACGAGGCGCAGCAUGCACAACUUGCAUCGCAACUUCGAGAACCAUCCGCGCACCACCCAUAUUUACGGCCACAACUACCGGGGGGCGGACGCGGCGGAGGCCAUCCAGGCCGGCCGGAAAACCGCCGUCGCCGGGCAGGCAGAUGCCAAAUACGAGUCGCCAAAAUACAAGUUCCAAGGCCCCUCGCCCGACAAAAUCGACGGUCUGGCGCUUCUGAAACAGAAAAAGCUCGAGCAGGACAUGAACGAGGAUGGUGGCAGUGAAUCCAUGAUGCAGAGUCGCAAGAGCCAGAAGCCGACCCCUUCGCGCUCCCUUUCUCGCGCGGCACGUGUUCGCAGAAAAAGACGGCGGACUGCGGUGCGGGAAGCGACCAAGCGCCGCACGGACGCGAGGCGAAAGCGCAAUCUGGAAGACUCGACGUCCUCGUUAUCGGGGUGCACAACUCCCCGUCCUUUCCGUCCCCACCGCUCAUUUGUAAUGCAAAAUACCAAUCUACCCCGCCUUUCCCUAUCCCUUUGGUACUGCCUGCAUGACAGGUUCUUCCGGAAGCCGAAACAGCACUAGAGUCGGAGGUCGUGAAAUUGUCAUACAAGAAAUGCGUUAUGUUGCUGUAGAUGCCAUAGCCAUCCAAAUAAGAGGGAGCAGGGGGUCGGAGGACUUGUGCACUUUCAUACUGCUCGGAAGAUCAUGAGGAUGAGGAGCACCAGGAUCACGACUCUGAGCUGGACGACAUUGACGGUCAACACGAACAACAUGGAAAUAAAUCCCGCAACUACCGACCGAGAAACGAUCUCCACGACAUUUCCUUCUCUCCCGACCAAGACCGCCAGCAGCAGUUUCAGUUUCAGCAGGAUCAUCACGAUGCUCCUCGCGAAGAGGAGCUCGGUUUUCUUGACGAUCGGACGCGUGAGCCGCGAGGUGGAGGCAGCGUUGCAUUAAAAGAAGGUCGACAUCUUCACCAGCAAAACAACGGCCACGACACGCGUCGUGAAGAGCUGCACUAUGACGAAUUUCAUCACGACAGAGACGUUUAUCUCGAGAACUACAACGACGGCAGCGCCUGCUCGGAGGUGAUCAAUUACAACAACCGGCAAAAAGAUAUGCAUUGCAAAAGCACCGUACCAGUAGUGCGAAGUGCAUACACAAAUUUUUUCAAGAACACGAAUACAACUUGCCAUGCUAUGUCAGGCAGAAAGGAUACACUUGUAUGUUAUGCAUGACUGCAAUGACUACGAGUGCGAUAUUACUUUUGCAAAGCAUACAGAAACAACAGCCUAAGCUUUUCACGCCAGUCGAGCUUGAGCCGGGGCCCAACUUUUACGGGUCUUCCUCCCGAAAACUGGCGCAGCACGAGGAGCUGCAGGCAAGAUCACCACCCUUGCUUGUUCCCGGCGUCGGAGGGAGAAGUAGUUCUAGUCGGCGAGGUGGAGCAGGUCAAAACUACAGAGCCGAUUCGCUCGUCGUGCAAAACGACGAGGACGCAACAUUUACUGUCGAAAAUAACGAAGAGAAGGAACAAGAUGCACAAAGCUACAUGAGUCAGCGGGAUAAAAUCGCGAAUUUCUACCCACCAGCGCGUUCCUCGUCCCGCGCUUCCUCAACGGCGUAUCGCAACGAGACUCUGCAGCCAGGGCAGCUCGAGGACAAAGUGCCGCAACCCAGAGGGAGUUUGAAACGCGGCUCUCCGGUGGUCGACCAACCAGCUCCGCAGUAUGGCAUGCUGGACGACAGGAAAAUGCAUUAUGCCAACGAUCGCAGCAUUGGCGCAGAACAAAGGACGGGCCGCCCUGGUUCACAACAAUUCCGCAACGGAUCAUUACGGCAGGAGAACAACGACAGGCUCUUGUACAGCAACCACCGGGGGUCCACCCAUGCUGCGGAACUACAACCGGCUCGCGGGCGGACGCCUCCGCCCGGACAGGGCGCCUCGCUCGUCGAUCAGCGAGAGUUCUCGUCGUCCGUUUCGGGGUCCGCCUUGCCCUCUCAUCUCUAUCCCCCCACUUCCAGUUUGCUGUUGCAAAAUCGCCAGGUCAACAUUGCAGAAAAUAUCAAAAGGAAAAAUCCCCCCUCCCCAUAUUGGAAACGGAAGAUGCGCGAAUUUGUGAUGCUGUAUUUGAGUACACAAAUCGACUUGUAUUGCUAAGAGGCCAAGAGACGAAGCUGCGGCCUAAAUUGCAGGUAAUCUGUCAUGCUGUUUCCCACUUCCAGCUGCCUCCUGUCAUCCUGGAGCUGCAAGGCUUUCCCACGCUAGACAGCACUACAGUCCGCAUCUUUUGCCUUCUAGCAUCACAAAGCUGAUUUGUGACCACAAAUCUGCAUCACAGAUUUCCGUUUUGAUAUGGGGAGGGGGCAUUUUUCCUCGCAAUAGAAAACUUCCGGAAUUCACUGGCGGCGAGGGGCAGUGGCGGGAGUUUAACGGGCAUCAGUGGAUUGAACGUUGUGUCGAACCUAUGCAAGGAAAAAACUGUUUCACUGUGAACUUGUGAUGCAGAAAAUGGAACACAGAACUACUUGUCUUGCUACACCUGCAAGACCUUGGAUUUUCAAGCGUGUUUUGCCUUGGGAAGCGCGCAUGACAGAUUUUCAGUGUCACGUGUAACAAACUUGUGAUGCAGAUCUUGCAAAAUCAUCACAGUGAAGUAGUUUUUUUGUGUGAUAGAACCUGCUGAAAGCGAAAAAGUUUGAGUCAUCUUCAGGUAGCGGUGCGGCCGGCGCUGCUACAGGUGGCUCAUUCAACAACGGAGGAGGAGGACCUGCAGGGGGUUCUUCGCACUUUGUUGUAAAUCAGAAUCGCAACGCGGCAAUGAUGAGUCAACGAAGCAUGACCGCCCACCCACGAGCGACCGGACCGCUCGGGGCCGUGGAAGGAGGUGGAGGCAAGAACUUCAACCCGAUAGUGAAUCAGAUACAGAUGAAGCGUCAGAUGAACCCUGAGCAGAUGAAAAAUAUUCGUCGGGAGCAGAGCGCGAAGGAGCUACAGCGGCAUACGAAUAAUUCUACUGGGACGAUGAACUCGAAUUCCAGUUGGAACUACGAUCCGCAGUACGUGAAGCGCGACUACAGUGGACCAGCCGCCAGCACCAUGCACCAAAGCACCGUUUUCAACUCCCAGCCGUUGCCGUACCCUUACCAGGCCCACGUCGCCAUAUGAAUUGCAAAAGUAUCGUACUCGUAUUGCAAUCAUGCAUUACGAAUCUUGUUCUUAAGGCAAAUCCGCAUUACAAAUUUCAUUUCUCAUGCUGAGGAAAUAAUUUGUAUAUGCAUUUGUACGAGUACGAUACUUUUGCACAGGAUACGCCAUGCAGCCGACCAAUUCCACUACGUCUGCUGGGGACGACGCUGAUGGUGCGAAGAACAAGCGCGUGUGGAGCUACACAUUGACCACUGCUGGCGUGUAUGGAUUGCAAAAAUGUCUGGGUCUGGAAGAUUGGAAGACUUGUCAUGCACAUUUUGCAUGACCCAUGACGCCUGUAAUGCAUGACUUAGCAUCACAGAUCUUUGGAGGGCUUUCUGAUGCCUGUUUCGCAUGAGAAAUGCCCUUUCCACGUAGCACAAAGUGAACUCCUCUGUCCGGUCAUGCAAUACAGAUUUUUUUAGAAUCCCAAGACAGCAUCACAAGUUCCAACCUUCCAGACCCAGACACUUUUGCAUUUGAUAGGGCGCGGCAGAAGGAAACCGAGAAUCUUGCCAGUGCUGGAGCCGUACCAGUGGGAGAGGACUUUGGAGGAACAAAUGAGAAAAAACCCACUAGUGGUCCCUCCGCUGCAGGGGCUACAACUGCAGCAGGUGCUCUAGUGUUGCAACCCUCGCCUAGAACUACGAUGGUGACGAAUUGCAAUCUUGCUGCAAGGAGUAGUCCUGUAGUUACAAGUACCAGUGCUGCUUCUACCAUUGGCUUCCGAGCAGGACACCCGCCCCAGCUCCGGCCACCCUACCUGGCCUCACCUAUGGGAGAGAGUUGUACUUCUUCGCUUGUUCGGCACCCGCAGUACAAUGGACGAGGACCAUAUGCAAGAAAAAAACUGUGUAAGUGUAAAUUUGUGUUGCAGAACAUGCAACAGAGUUACGCCUGUCAUGCCAGACAGCCAUGAAGUCCUCUUUUCAUGUGUGUUUUCCCUUACAAGCCACGCAUGACAGGUUUUCUCUGCCAUGCAGGGCAAAUUUGUGAUGCUGUUUCUCAAAGAAAGUUACACUUACACACUUUUUUUCCUGGAUAGACCACUGGGGUCCCUCCGACCGAGUCCUAUCGGCAGCGCUGCGCCUGCUCUGUAUCAAAACCAAAUUAUGUGUCUGGGUUUGGAAGGAAGCUUUAGCAGACACUUGCAGUCAUGCAGUUUUUUGUUUUUGCGUAUAUAGCGAAGGUCUGGAAAAGAAUGUACAGACCGCAUGACAAAUUCUGCGGGAUCCCCUCCAACAUGCCGAUUCUGCCUAAGAAAUACCCCCACAUCAUGUCGGAGACAAAAAUCCCACAUCUACUUUUGCGGACUAUGCAACACAGAUAUUCUUUGCCUCUUCAAGAAUCUUUCGCAUCAGAAGUUUUUGGUUUGCCCGACUCUUGUUCCAAACCCAGAUGGAUAUUUGCAAAUGCAUACUCUGCACGUGGCCGCCACCUCCACGUCCUCUCGGAGUACGUCGAAAUCAGCGAAAACAACGGAUUAUGCUGUGCAAAAGUAUCGCACUCGUAUUACUAUCUAUUAUAUUCAUGCGAAAAUAUGGGUUUGUAGAGGGUAGACGAGAGGUGGCCGGGAGGUAAAACAGAGGUCAAAAGAGGUCAAAAAGAGGUCGACAGAGGUGGAGAGGUGGCGCGGGAGGCAGUUCGAGAGGGUGCGCGAGAGGUGGCGCGGGUAUAGCCCGCCGAACCGCUCGCCCUUUAGGGCCGCUAAGCGCCUCGGAGGGUGCCGAGAGGAAAAAAAGAGGGCAAGCGAGAGGGGGACAGAGGUGCCGAGAGGUUGCGCGAAUAAGGGGAGACCUCUCGCGCACCCUCUGGGCCACCUCUCGACCACCUCUGUCGACCUCUAACCGCGAGUAUAGCCGGACUAUUAGCAACACCUCUCGGAAGAGGUGAAAAAGAGGGUCUGCGAGAGGGGUAAAAAAACCCGAAUCCGCCCGAGGCAGGGCUGUUUUUUUGCGGCCUUUUCGAGCAUAGGCCCGAACCCUCUCGCGCUACCGUCUCGCGCACCCUCUCGCGCACCCUCUCGCGCCAAUCUCUCGCGUCGGGCGGCUUCUGUUCGCCCCCGGUGUUCUUUGCAGCUGCCCCCUGCGCAGAGCGCCCGCAGGCGCGGGAAGCGCGCAAGCGGUCCUGCGGGUUGGCGCGGCGCAAACAGGCGGCCGGACCCGGCACCCAGUGUGCUUCGUCGUGCAUUAUAAUAUUGGGCCCGUGGCAUUGUGGCCCGAUUCGCAAAUAGUCCUGCCCCGCCCCAACAGCCUUGCGCCCCGGCGUCAGCCGGGGCAUGGCUGGUAACUAUAAAUGCAAGCCUUGCAUUACAAAUCCUUUUCUAAAGGUAACUCCGCAUUACAAAUUUUACUUCUCAUGCUGAGGAAAUUUGUAAUGCAUUUAUACGACUACGAUACUUUUGCAGUUCAUACGGACUCCGCAGCUGCAUUUCCGGCCCCCGUCGCGGCCACGCUUUUUCCCUCCGCGGUCGUGGUACAUCAACCGAGAAGCGACCCGUCGAGUCGCGGCCCAACCCGGCAGACGUCGUCCGGUUCUUCCAUGCGCCAGAGCAUCACAAAACUGAUCGACAAGGCAAAGCAGGUUCUCGACCAUGAUAAGAGCUCUUCGAAAGUGCUGGCGAACAAGAGCGUGGAAGAGGAGCCAGAGGCAGAAGAGGAACUACAACUCCAGUACGCGGAUCGCUCUCUGCCACCAAAACGGAAACCGCGAAAUCACCGCAAUCGACCACAACCCUACAUGACCACCUUCAUUGCAAGGUACGAUGGACUAAGUACGGUUUUGCAUCUAUCACGAAUGAUCUACUGAAAGAAUAGAACAACAAUUAUGCAGAUUUUUGUUCAUUGCAUUUGCAGAUGAACAUAUGCACGACGGCCCUGUUCCUUGUCCCUCCAAUUGUCUGUAAGCCCUCUGCUGGUGCAAUUGGCUCGCGAUUUGAUCUGCCCUCGCCCUUGCGGUUUACCUCGCACAAACUCAGACUCACAUCUGGAUAUUACGUUGCGCCGAGGUAGUGCUUACUCGAGUAAAUGUAUUGUAAACAGAUCACAUCCGCCUAGAAGAGAAGAAGAAGCGAAUGUCCAAAAAAAAAAACGCCCAUCAACAUCACAGAUACGAGGAGAAGCUCCGCAACCUCUUGUUGGAGCAGGAUGCGUGGAACGUUUUGGAAACAUGCGAAGAGCUCGCGCUGCGCUCGGAUCACCGGAGGGAAUUCAAGCAACAUCAGAAGAAGCUGCAGGCCAAGAAGAUGGCUGACGUCGGUGGCACGGACACAAACCCUGCUGUCCCAGCUGAAGACGAGGAAGACGACGAGGACACUUUGGACUAUCAAAGUGGAAAAAGCCCCCUCCCCAUAUUGAAACGGAAACUUCUGUUGCUGGAUUUGUGUACACAAACCAGCCCUGUCUUGCAGCGAGGCACUACAGGCAAAGCCUCAGCCUGCGUAGGGGUGUUUUGUUGUAGGCUCUUGGCAUAAGAGAGGGCUGCCAUGUAGGUGAAACAGCAUUACAAAUCGCCUCCAUAAGGCGGCGGAUUCUUGUGGUUUGCCUUCUUGCAAGACAGAUGUGAUUUGUGGCCUCAAAUCCGCAACACAAAUUUUUGCAAACAUACCUUUUCGAUAUGGGGAGGGGGGAUUUUUCCUCUCAAUAUGGACGAAGAUUUGUUUGAAACGGCCAAACGCCAGUACUUAUGCAUUGCAAAAGUAUCGUACUCGUAUAAAUGCAUUACAAAUUUCCUUAGCAUGAGAAAUAGAAUUUGUAAUGCGGAUUUGUUGAGUUAACAAGAAAACCAGCCACCCCCCGGCGAAGGCCGCCGGGGAGGGGGCUGUUCGGUGGAGGUGUUCCGGUGGGGAAGGUGGCGCCAGCAUUGAAUCGCUGCGCGCCGCUGCGCAACCAAAUAAAAAGAGCCCGGCCCAUGUUUCGGCAUCGGUGGGCACCCUGGGGGGCGCGCCUCUAGGGCGCUGCCUGUAUUACUAAUAGACGGCGCAAGGGCGCGUGCUACACUUCCACCUGCUGCUGCAUGCCCCGCCUUAGUAGCUGGCUGCGCGCCGUAAGAAAAUGCUUACAGGAAACUAUUUCCGGGCGCCAACGUUCAAGACGCCACAAGGGCGACGCACCUGCUGCCAGCCCGCGCGGGCGCUGUGGGAAAGAAGUUGCGGCCACCCUAGGUGGCCGACCAGGUUAAGGCGAGGCGCCGCGCCCCCUCUGGGGGACGCAGAGCGGCGCACGCACUUUGAACGGCCGCUCUGAUCUGAAAGCGAAAACAAUGCCAGCCGAUCGCUGCGCCCUAGCGAACUUCUUAAGGGGGCGCCGCGCGCAGACAAGUGGGCAGGCUGUGCAACUGGAGGUGGUCCACGAGAGGGUCCGGGAGAGGGUCCCGGAGAGGUUCGGAGAGGGUCGGGGAGAGGUUCGGAGAGGGUCCCCGAGAGGGUCCGGGAGAGGUUCGGAGAGGUCCCGAGAGGGUCCGCCGAGAGGUAAAAUAGAGGUUCCCGGAGAGGGUCACGGUAGAGGGUCGCCUAGAGGGUCGCCCUAUACUACGAACCCUCUCCGACCCUCUACACCCUCUUCCCCUACCCUCUAUUUCACCUCUCCCCAACCUCUACCCAACCUCUGCGCGCGUAUAGCUCCGCUUUAACGGCGUGCAUACUACGCACCCUUUCCCUAUCCUCUCCGCUACCUCUCGUUUUACCUCUCCCCGACCCUCUCAUUUUGGCCGACCCUCUAUUUUACCUCUCCGACCCUCUAUCUUACCUCUCUAAAACCUCUCCCCAACCUCUACUGUACCCUCUCCCGCCCCGUUUUCUUCCAUAUGUAAAUAUACCAGCCACCCCCCGGCGGAGGCCGCCGGGGAGGGGGCUGCUCGGUGGAUGUGUUCCGGUGGGGAAGGUGGCGCCAGCAAUGAAUCGCUGCGCGCCGCUACACAACCAAAUAAAAAGAACCCGGCCCAUGUUUCGGCAUGGAUAGGCACCAUGCCCGGCCUCGGUAGUUGCGCGCCCUGGGAAAAUGCGCAUAGGAAACUACUUCCGGGCGCCAACGUUCAAGACGCCACAAGGGCGGCGCAGCUGCUGUGAGCGCGCGCGGGCGCUGUGGGAAAGAAGUUGCGGCCACCCUAGGUGGCCGACCAGGUUAAGGCGUGGCGCCGCGCCCCCUCUGGGGGACGCAGAGCGGCGCACGCACUUUGAACGGCCGCUCUGAUCUGAAAGCGAAAACAAUGCCAGCCGGUCGCUGCGCCCUAGCGAGCUUCUUUAGGGGGCGCCGCGCGCAGACAAGUGGGCAGGCUUUGCUCCUGGAGGUGGUCCGCGAGAGGGUCCCGGAGAGGGUCGAGGAGAGGGUCGGGGAGAGGGUCGGGGAGAGGGUCCGAGAGGGUCCCGGAGAGGGUCGGAGAGGUUCCGAGAGGGUCCACCGAGAGGCAAAAUAGAGGUUCCCGGAGAGGGUCGCGGUAGAGGGUCACAUAGAGGGUCGCUCUAUACUACGCACCCUCUCGGACCCUCUCGACCCUCUCCCCCUACCCUCUAUUUGACCUCUGUCCACCCUCUACCUACCCUCUUCGGGCGUAUAGCGCCGCUAUAAGGGCCGACAUACUACCCACCCUCUCCCUACCCUCUCCUUUACCUCUCGUUUUACCUCUCCCCGACCCUCUAUUUUUUCCCGACCCUCUACUUUACCUCUCCCAACCUCUAUUUUACCUCUAUCAAACCUCUCCCCACCCUCUACCGGAACCUCUCCGGCCCCAUUUUCUUCCAUAUAUAAAUAUAUUAAUUAAUUUGUAAUGCAUGAUUGCAAUACGAAUACGAUACUUUUGCACAGGAUAAUACUUCGUGGCCAACCACAGUUUGACGGAGAUGAGUUUCGACUGCUCCAUAUCCUGAGUAAAAACGUACCCACGCCAGAGUUGUAGCGCAGAUUUGCAAAGACAAGAAGACUUGUAAUGCGCAUCCGCAUGAGAGCCAUUUCCAGUCGUGUAUUGGAAUUUGUGAUGCUGUGAACAGGAUGAGCAGAUGCAUCUGUGACGCGGCUGCACUUGCUAACCUGCACAACACUGCAGAGUGCAACUUAUCAUGCGUGACUCACAAAACUCCUAGGCUUGUGUUGCAAAAUCCCCAUCCUGACUCUGGUGUGGGUACGUUUUUACUCAGGAUACUCCAAGGAUGAGCUAACCCAACUGCUGAACCAGGUCGAGAGCCAGGGGAAGAGGUUGCACAAACAGCUGGUCAAAUGCCUGCAGAAGUUGAAAGACAAUCCGCAAAGUAGUAUUCAUUUGUUCCAUGACACUACCGGCCCGUCGGAGCAGAAUUCUCUCGCCCCCAGAUCGGGACCUGGUUCCGCUUCCGUCUCGCGCGCGAGCAGUACCGCGGCGGGUCCCCGCAGCGAGAGUCGGGGAGGCAAACAGGAAUUGCUGCAGCAAAGCCUACAACGGUACAACGACGAGACGGAGUUAGCGCAACUGAAAGACAAGCUGAUCCAGGUAUCAUUUUUUUUUCAGAAUUAUAUUGAAAAUGUUCUUUCGUGUUGACAGACUCUGGUGUCCUACUAUACAACGUACCUAGAUCAUCUAGAUGAUGAUGUAUGCAAAAGACAACAGAUCCUUUUUAUUUUGUGACGCACGUGCAAGCGCAAGAACGUUAUUUAUCGCAGAAAAAUGAAAUAAAUCCGCUACAGGCCCGCAAUUGGAACUCGAAUGUCGGAAAAGACUACCUGCGAGUCCCGGCCGCGGUUUUGAAAGAGGCUGUGACGGAACUCAAAAAACGCAACGUAAACACCUCAUCGAAGCCGACAACGCCCGUCUUCACUUCGUCGUCACAUGGCACAACAUACGCAGUGCAAGAGUGCAAGAUUAUCGUACCAACACUGACCCUAGAUCGCAUUUUUCAAAAGGAGCCUUUCGCAAAAAUUCAAAUUGGAAGAUUUGUAUCAAGAUGCUGACUAACGUAGACAAUUUAAAGCGGCUGCAUGUUUCAUCUUGUUCAUGAAAAAAUAUUGCAAUAUGCUUUAUGCGCGUACGGUACGAUACAUUUUGAUUUUUCCCGAGGAUAAUAUCACGAAGCCGAAGGGUGCAGCUGCUGCCGGUCCUACAGCUGAGGAGCAGAAAUCCCUGAAAACAUUUAACCGACACGCUGCUCGGGGAGCCACCGCAGAAGACAGCAAAGAAACUUGUACUUCAAAGGCGGAGGACAACUUCUACACGGUUGGCGCUAGCGUGGACGAGGAAUUCGUAAUUAUUUGUAAAAUUUUAUUUCAAGGCUUUAUGUUCUGCUCUACCACAAGCACAACCGUAUAUCUGUUCUACGAAUUACAGAGAUAAGAGUCUGUACACCUAAAUGUGCAUAUUGAUAUUGUGAUCAAGCACCUGCAGAUGAAAAGUCAUCAACUACAUUCACAGAUGAUUCCGGGGGCGCGCAAAAAUCCGAGAAAAGUUUUGUUCCGCAAACUGUAUUCGCUGUACCGGUUUUCCAUUAGCAAGCUCACUGAGGCGGAGGCGGAGGAGGAGUAUGAGAGCAUCAAUUACAGCGGUCGGACAAAACAGCCCGGCAGUGACGGUGUAAGAGCAUCAUCUUCAAGUAGACGCAGAAGAAGUACGACAACAUCCCCCGGCUCGUCGUCAAAGGGCACUACAAGAGCAACGACGAAAAACAUCAGCCCAGCAAACACGAUCCACACCUUCCUGGCCCACGAGCUCCGUGCCUUGUACGAUACCUACAGUGCCAGUUGCAGGAGCCUCGCAGAAGUAGGGGUGGCUUCGAAGAUGCAACCAGUGGUACAGCCACGACAUGUUGCCAAAUUUUGACUGUUGGGCGAAAAAGAAUACCAAUACGACCGUGCAGGGGAACAUGGUGUACUUUUAAACGUGAAGCAAUAGAUCUGCACGACCAGCAAUGCUAGGAUAGAAACAAGAAAUGAUUCUUGAUCAUCAUGAGAUUUUUUGUACCGAAAAGAAGUGAGAUGUAAUGACGCAGGUAGUUAACGCUGUGGGUGGGAGAGAACGCAUUAGUGAUUUUUCUUUGGAAAUGUUUCGACUGUCAUUUGUUUUUUCUUUAAAGAGGACCUGAGAACAUUAACUAAGGCACCAAACAUUGAGUUGUUUUGAGCCACUUUUUACACAAAGUAUAGUGGCACUUCUUCACGGGUUAUUUCAAUUAUGUGGAAGAGCACCCAAAGAGCAGACAGGCAAGCAACCCAUCUUCGCCUACUCUUCGCCGGAGGCGGUGCGCAUGCACAUGAUGCACAGGAUCACAUCUUCAAAAUCGUCAGACUAAAAACCAAAU